Cutaneotrichosporon oleaginosum is the source of this 3443-nucleotide messenger RNA. RefSeq lists its product as uncharacterized. Gene Ontology annotation, cellular component: nucleus. Lineage: Eukaryota; Fungi; Basidiomycota; Tremellomycetes; Trichosporonales; Trichosporonaceae. Gene Ontology annotation, biological process: DNA repair. The record is from RefSeq and is a predicted model, not a curated record. Gene Ontology annotation, molecular function: metallopeptidase activity.
CUUUGCUCCAUCUCUCAUCCCCAUCCCUUCGUUCUCUCUCCCAUCAACCAUCCCUCCCAGCAGCCAGCAGUCUCAUCACUUCUACGCGAUGAACCGCGGAUCCUCUCGCAAAGACCUCCGCUCCGAGCGUAUAAGCAAUACGCCCUACCGUCGCAACGAGAGACCAGUUGCGAAGCAGACCUCAUGGUUCUCCAAUCUCACAGCGUCCAUCACGUCCACCCUGUCGCGCUUCCGGUCACGCGAUGGCUCUGUCUCAGGCUCAGAGGACGAGUGGGGCGGUGAGGGGCCAGCCCACAUGGCCGGUCAAGACAUGUUCAGCCUCGCCGAGGCUGCAGGGCGGGGUGGCGAAGAGUUUGCAGAGCGCGCAGCGGCAUGGCGCCAAAGCAAACACAUGUUGGCCAAGCAUCCGUCGCCACCCACCACCUCGUGGAAUCAGCUCGACUUGGAGCCCAAGCGCGUUCGCCCCUCGGCCUCAAUGCCUUCCUUCCAGCCUUACUCUGCAUCAUCAAACCGCAACACACUAUUCCAGACCCCCUCCGCCCAGGUCGACCGUCCCAAUGGCAUCCCCGGAUCAGCGUCGAGCGCUGCUCUCCAGGCCUUGAUUGCGUCCAAGGCAGGAGGGCAGUACACGGCGCAAGACAUUGCAAGCAUGGAGGCAUUGCUGCGUAGCGUCAAGGCCGAGACCAUGGCAUCGCAGCCGACUGGCGGUUGGAGCGGUGCGCUCACUACCAUUCGUGCGGCAGAAGCGUCGACCCCCGGCUCGGGCUUCUCAGUUGGCUCCCCCCCACCCGCCAAUCGCUCCGUUUCCACCCCCCGGGCCAGGUAUCUAGGGCCGGGGAUGAGCCCACGCCGCUUCAAUAUGACUACAGGCGUGCGCUCUCUCUCCAACCUCUUCGACGAUGACACAUCGGGCAAGAGGCGCAAGACUCUCCCCGAGGUCGAGGUUGAAAUGCUCGAUGACGAGACUUCCAAUGGCACUUCACGGUCUACCCGCGAAGCUUCUGCCGCCAGUAAGGCCGCCGAGUACAACCAGGACUCUCGCGCGCCCUUGCGCGCUGCCCUUCGCCCCUCGCCUUUGGCGCAGAGUAGCGCCGCCUCCCCUGAACACGCCCCGACCCCCCGCGACAUCGGUCGCAAGCGCGUCAACGACCUCAUCCAGGACGUGCUCGAAAACGAGAUUCUGCCUCAUGAGGAGCGACCCGCGCCUGUGUUUAACCCAUAUGAAGCCUCCAUCCUUCCAGCAGGCAAGCAUUACAGCCCAUACGCGUCUCUGCGCCACUCGUCGAGCGAAAGUGUGAACAUGCGCCGCUCGCUGAGCGCCAGCCGCGGGGCGGCUGCCAAACUGGAUUCGGAGCGCAUGAAGGCCUCGACAUCCGGCCGCCCACUCUCAACCCUGGAUCUAAUCAACCGCGGUCGUCCCUCCCCUGCCCAGACACAGAGAACACCCGCCCAGUCGCAGGCGGCGGAGCGUCCCCCGAAGAAGCAGAAAAAGGUUGUCGACGAGCCGAUAGUAACCGACGAUGAUGAUGAGCUUUCCCCACCCAAGCAUGCUGCGUCAACCACGCCCAGCUCUACAUCCGCAUUUGUGCUCACCCCGUCACGCCGAACCCCUGCCGCUGUCACCAUUGAGGAGCCGGAGCCGGUCUCUGCCUUCCCCACUCCCUCCCUAUCCCAGUCAACGCGGGCCAAGCCGCCUCCCGCGCCAAAGCCCGUCGCCGCUGCACCGGUGCCCUCUACAUCCGACUCAAUCAUUGCUGCAUCCAAGCCAGCUUCAGCACCCGCAUUCUCGACCCAGCAUCUGGGUCUUGGCCCGCCCCCAAUUGCCCCUGCGGCGACCCCUUCCAAGUCUCGUACGCCCAAGCUACCAGAGCAGGGCACCCUUUACAUGUCGGCUAAGGACACGGCUCUGAAUGUGGACAAGAACACCCUGCCGUUCUACACCUUCACCCUUCCGCCCGGCUCGGACCAGCCGCAGCCCAGCGUGACUGUCAAGGGGAUCGUCUCUGCGGGCCCACCAAAGACCGACGGAUUCGCAUUCGAGAUCUCCAACACCGCGCAACCUACAUCCUAUUACUCUCCGCCCGCAGCUUCAACUUCCUCCAACCCUCUGGCAUUCUUCAGCCAAGCAAACCAGGGCGACACAUGGAAAUGUGACGUGUGCAUGCUGAAGAAUACUGCCGCCAACACCGAGAAGUGCGGCGUUUGCGAGGCCCCUAAGCCUGGUGCCAAGGCAGCCACAGCAUCGGCUACACCGACUGCCAUGCCUUCGGCCCCCAGCGGCGGGUUCGGUGGGUUCACGUUUAAGCCCCCCGCAAAGCCUGAGGGUGUGUGGACUUGCGAUGUUUGCAUGCUCCAGAAUACUGCCGCCGACACUGUGAAGUGUAGCGUGUGCGAGGCACCCAAACCCGGCUCCAAGCCUGCGGCUUCCACUCCCGCUGCCUCCGCACCCCCUGCUGCCCCGUUCGUGGGAUUUGAUUUUGGAGGUGCUGGCCUCAAGCCGCCAGCGAAGAGUGCUGGCGAGUGGGACUGCGACGUUUGCAGUCUAAAGAACCCUGCGACUGCGACCGAGAAGUGCACCAUCUGCGAGGCGCCCAAGCCUGGAGCAAACGCCGCUGGCGCUUGUGCCCCCGCCCCUGCCUCCGCCUCCACCCCCCCGACCUCGGCGGCAAAAUCUGGCUUCAAGUUCGUAUUCGGCUCCAAGCCCGACGCGCCCGGCGAUUGGACGUGCGACACCUGUAUGCUCAAGAAUCCUGCCUCUGCGACGGAGAAGUGCUCCGUCUGCGAGACCCCGAAGCCUGGUGUUACCGUCAAGGCGGCGGCUAAGCCAGCUCUGUCAGUUGUCGCCCCUGCCGGCGGCUUCUCUUUUGGGGGCCAGACGUUCGCGGCGCCCACGAGCGGCUCCUCUCUCGGCGGCCAGUCGUCCUCGACCGGACCCGCUUCCGCGCCCGCGGCACCAUCCAGCGGCUUCUCUUUCGGCGGCCAACCGUUCUCAGCCGCCGCCCCUACUUCCACGCCGUCUGCAGUGCCAGCGGGCGGCUUCUCUUUCGGGGGCCAGCCAUUCUGGACUGGCCCUGCGCCCCCCGCCCCAACGGGGGCCUUCUCGCUCGGCGUUGAGUCCACACCAACUCGCGAGUCCAGUGGCUUCAAGCCGCCCCCUAUCGCUCCCGGCGGAUUCAGCUUUGCCCCGAAGCCGGCUGGCGGCAGCUCGUCGACCGCGCCAGCCGCGUCGCCGUUCAGCGGCUUCGGUGGGUUUGAGGCAUUUGCGCCGAAGGAGGAGGACCCGCUGGGCAAGCCGAUCCCUGUGUCUCGGGAGUGGACGUGCUACCUCUGCGGGCUGUUGAAUCCCGGCAGUGCAAAGUUGAAGUGCGAGAUAUGCGAAGCACCCAAGGCUGUAUAGUGUUGUUUUGCAUGUAUUUGUAAGCAUUUGACGUUGGCGUUGCGUU